GCAUUGCAGCAGAGGGUGGGGAGUGUCUGCAGCAGCCCGAUGAGCAGAGGAGAUACUGAUUGUCCGUGACAGGGCAACAAAAUGGUUCUCCUGCGGCGCUGCAGCAUUUUAAUGUCGGCAAGCCCUAGCUCACCCAAGGCGCUGUUAGUUCUCUGAGUCUGUAGAGAGCUGUCCCCCGCCCGGGCCACAGGAGAGCCAGGCACUCACACGGCUCUAGGCGAGCCAGGCUGGCCCCGAGAUGCAACCGGCCGGAGAGAGACGCCAUUUUGGGACAGGAACGUUCCUGGGGCCUAUGGACAGACUCUCACUGAGCACUGACUGAUCAGAUAAGUAUUAUCCAAUCACUCUCCUCUUGCUCAAAGAAACUCUAAUCCCACUCUUGGUUCUCUGUAGGAUACCACUGAUUCUUAGAGGAUUUUUCUGAUCUCUCCCCUCAGGUUCAGCUCAGAGACCAGCUCAUCAUUUCUCCCAGUAAAUGACAAUCAGUUUAUUUGACUACUGGGGAGGAUUAGGCUGCCCAUCAUUGGCUGGGAUUUCUAAUAGCUAGGAAGGGGUCAGGAAUCUCAGAAACAGGCAUGAAUCAGUUUUGAGUCCUUAGGAAGAAAAGACCAGAACUGUGACUUGACUGUAAGCAACACAGAAACAUCUGUGUGAGUCUGCAGAGAGCCUGAGACCAUUCUCUGAAAUGGGAGGAGCUGCUCCAUGCAUCUCAAUGGAGUGUUAACACCAAAACCAUCAAGACCACUCCAGUAAAAGACUCUGCAUUUGGCAGGAGGAGAAGAAUGCAGUGGGCCCAGUUCCCCUGCCCCCACCCAAGUAAAGACACCAGUCCCGCACCAUCUCCUUGCCCCCUUCGCUCCCUUGCAUCUUGGGAAGAAGGUGGUGUGGAGAUGCUGGAGUGGGAAUUGUGGACUUCUGUGAACGCUGCAAGUAAGGGGAGAUGCUGGGAAGAGGACUGUGGGCGAGGAAGGGCUUGUGUUAUUUUGUUUGGAUUCUCACUUACCCUGGAGGAGGGAGGACACUUGUUGGCAUGGUGACUGUGGAGAGCUACACUGAAGUUUCUACCCAACUGCUGAGGGGAAACUGAGGCAUGGCCAGAGGUAAACUGAGGAACAGACCGACUGGAUGCCAGGCCAGGUCCUCAACGAACCAAGGUCCCAACGGACCCACGGGAUGAUGAUGGACAAAGAAGCGGUCGUCUGCAACUGGGCUUGGUGGAUCCUGGACCUACCACUGCCUCCAGCGAUUGCCGGGGACAGGAGAUCAGGAGCACAGGAACAGAUGGUUCUAGGUCAGCUGGGAGGGGAGCCAAAGCCGUGGAGGAUUGUGUAGCUGACUCUGCCACGGCUGUAUGAAGCUGGUUCUUGCCACUGGUGAGAGGGGUCCAAGUUGAUGAGAGUCCAACACCCACCACUGUCUCACUGAGAGGACAGAUGAGGGAGGGAGAGGAAGCAGAUCCCUCUGAGCAGCCUCUUAACAGCUCCAGGGACUUGAAGAGCAGAGGAAAACCAGAUGAUCCAGUUUACGGCAACUUGAAGAAAGCGGCUGUAUCUGAAGGUCGAGCUGUAUUCAUUGCCAUAGUCGUGGUCUUGGUGGUAAUCAUCAUUGCUUUAGCAGCGGCUUUGGGAGUGGAAAAAUCUAAGCAGCCUCCUCCUUGCCCCGCUGCUGCCUGCUGGUGCCCGGACGGCUGGUUCAGGAACCGAGGGAAAUACUUCUAUUUUUCUAAGGCCGAAGGGAACUGGAACGACAGCCAGAGCUUCUGCUCGUCACACGCUGCCUCCCUGGCUGGGAUUGAGAGUCUGCAGGAGCUGAGUUCCCUGCUGCCCUACAAAGGCAAACUGGACCACUGGAUCGGCCUCUGGAAGGACACGGGCCAGAUCUGGAAAUGGGCCAAUGGAACAAAGUUUGACCAUCGGUUUCAAAUACAAGGAGGAGCAGACUGCGCGUACCUGGAUGAAGACCUCACAGUCAUCAGCUCCAGCUGCAGCACAUCAAGAAAAUGGAUCUGCAGUAAAUCUGAUACCCCUACGAAGGAAGAGAAGUGUGUAGUGGGAGGGGACUCGUGAACUCAAGGGGAUCGGAGAUCAGACAUGGCAAAGCCUGGUUCUGGUCCCCUCCAUGGCCCUAUAUGCUGCAGCCUAUGUACUUGUUGUGACAUUCCCCUCUGGUAUUGUCUGGACCAGUGAUCUGCUAGGCCACUCCAAUCCUUGACUCUGGGAACCAGCCUUACCCUGCUCUGCUGUGAGAACCCCCACUCCUGGGCUGUUCACGCAAAGCCUCUGGCAUGUAAGCUGCUCCCUGCUACUUGCAAGCGAAUGACACGAGCCAAUAUCUCCGGUCCCAGAAACAACCCUCGGAACCUUCGUCUUGCAGUUAUGCCCACUGGACGCUGCAAGCUUAUAUAAGUUCGUCAAUUUAACUAAGAAAUUGAUAUGUACCAGGCUUGUUAUCCCAAAGGGAGUCUCUGACAUGCUUCAAACCAAACACACUGCUUCAGAUAGAAUAAACAAACAGAUUUAUUAGCUAUAAAGAUGGAUUUUACAUGAUUAUAAGUCAAAGCAUAACAAGUCAGAUUUGGUCAAAUGAAAUAAAAGCAAAACGCAUUCUAAGUUGAUCUUAACACUUUCAGUGUCCUUACAAACUUAGAUGCUUCCCACCACAGGCUGGCUGGUUACUUUUCCGUCAGGCUCUCCCCUUUGAUCAGCGCUUCAGUUGCUUAGUGGUGGUGGUGUCUGUAGAUGUAGAUGGAAGAGAGAGAGCAUGGCAAAAUGUCUCUCCCCUUUAUCAUGUCCUUUCUUCCCUCAUGGCUUUGCCCUCCCACUUCAGAGUCAGGUGAGCAUUACCUCAUUGCAGUCCCAAACUGCCUAAGGGAAGGAGGGUGACUCCUUCGAGGGUCUAACGGAUUAUUUUGUUGCUGCCUGAGCCAGUGUCCAUUGUUCCUGUGAGGCUGGGCUGGGUUUGUCCCAUCCAUGCCCUGAUGAGGUGUGAACUGCCUCUCUGUUCUUGGAGAGUUUUUGCCUGGGCUUGCUGUAAGCCAUGAGGAUACAUUUUCAGCCUCAUAACUAUAUAUGUGAAAUUAUAACCUUACUAUAACAGUGCUGUAACAAUUGCUAUAACAUUACUAUAACCAUGCUCAGUGCAUUAUGAGCCUUCCAAAGACACCCGACUUGACAAACUUUGCAUUGGAUACCACACAAUCAUUUUAUAAAGAUGAACAUGGGGAUGUAGGGUGUUCCCCUGAGAUACAGAGCAUCACACUUGUUUCUUAGUCUGCCUCCGGGAUUUUCUCCAGUUCUAGUUGUCAGUUACCCUAAUACUGGGGCCUGUGACCCUUCUCUCAGGAAGCCUGUCACAGUUUCAGGGUAACUGCAUCUCUAGCCUACCUCCAUGAGGUCAGGACUCCAGCCGCCCCAUCUCUGGGCAGAGAUCCCUGUCCCACUCCCUGACUGGGCCACUUAAAGCUGCACAGCAACCUUCUAUACGCCGGGUAUCCCCAGCCAGCACCUGCCCUUUGCUUCCACUCUGAACACAAUGCCCAGCAUGUUCCAGCAGUUACAAGCUACCACACGGCCCUUUCUCAGCUGAUAAAAGUCAGGAAUGGUUGCAUGAACAAUAAAGAUAAAACGCUUUCUAAACUUAACAAACUAGACUUCGCUAAAGGUGACGUCCUUCACCACAGGUUAUCAGUAGCAUCGCUGACCUAUCUCUCAGGCCAGGAUCUGCUCCCAAAGUCCAAUGGCUUUUUCUUUUGUAAUCUUAAGCGAAGAGGAAGAGGGAAUGUGGGGUGUUUUUGCCCUUCACUUUUAUAGUCCAGUCCCCCUUCGAGAUGCAGUUUCCCGAAGGUCACCCCUCAAAACAAAGUUUAUUCCCAGUAAAGAAGACGACAUGUCUGGUGGUGAAAAAUUCUCUGCUGUUUCUUCUCACCUCUGUUUCCUGAAAUGCAGAUUUUCCUUGUCUCCUGUCUUCUUCCUCUGGCUGUCUUACAACUUAUGUGUAAACUGAGGGGAAAAUGCUCCUUUGUUUCAGACCUGCUUGACCAAUGCUGCCUAAUUGGGGCUACGUGCUUUUGAACGUGUGCCAACAACAUUAUUUGGGGGAAUUUAUGACUUUACAUAUAAUGAUGCUACGUCCAUUGCACCAUGAUAUUAUUGACCAGCAAGUUAUUAGUUUUCAAAUGAUGCCUUACAAGGUGUAUUUUCUAUAAAGAUUAUUACAAUAGGGUGUAGAGUGUGACGACGGGAGUACAUGCUGUCACAGGGUGGUGCCUCUCUAGAGUUAUUUAGUGACUCACCUUAAUCAAUCUGUACUGUGCGUAGUUCCCGAGGAGCUGUGGUCACUCUCCCCCAUGGAGUAGACCACAAGCAGAGAGAAGCCAUUCAUACAUUUUAACACAAUGGUCCCCAAACAGAUUGCAGGGCAGGAGGUUGCAAUAUCCCAGAUUCUCAGACCCCCUUGUUGCUGGGGAUCAUCUCCUCAGUACCAGUCUGAAAAUUUCCCCCUUGCUCAAUUCAUCCCAUUAGCUCCAGUUGUUCCCUGGUGCCUUUAAUGAUUUCUUGCCCUCCUGGGGUUUGCACCCUUCAGACUGGGACAUGGUUCUCAUGGCUCCUUACUGUGUCCCCAGACUGUGACAAAUUAGGGUAACCUAAUCAUUAGGGUAACCUUCCUGCAGACAGCCCUCCCUGCAACCCCUUGGUGCCAUAGGAUGUCUUUGGCCUUGGGCCCUGGUGGUCGGGUUCCAUGUGAUGGUGGCACUUCCGAGCUCUGUCCACCUUUGUUGUUUACAGCCAGCAAUGCAGCUGUGCUGCCCUGUGAGAGACAGAGUGUGGGUGUCUUCAUGCAAACCCAGCCUCUGAAUUUGUGCCUGGGAGCCUCCUUUGGUGAAAAUGUGGCCCUAGAGACAGCUUGAGACGCUUGCCCCCCUCUCCAGGAGACUCCUCUUUCCCCUCCCUGCCCAAACUUUUGUGGUGCCCCUGUUCACUGACUGCCAAUUUUCACAUCCGCAGGCUGCACUUUAGGGACAGAUUUCUCUAAGGCACUUUUCAAUGUAAAAUAUUUUCUUACGUGUCUUUUAUAAAGAAAUUGAAGUGAAAAAAUGUGCAGUGCUGGAACGUCCAGGCUGCUAAUUAAACCAAUGCUAAUUAUGCCAAAUUCCAGAGGGCAGAUUGUUGCUGCUUGAGUUAGGUGCCUUCUCUGCAGCUCUUUAGGGUCUUGAAGGUGUCUGACCUGUGUAACCUUGCUCUGCAAUAUAUUUACCUUACUCAUAUCUAUUUAUAAGGUAUGUUGAGCUCUUUCCUGGGAAUGGAUUCUGUUGCUGACAGAAAACAGUUUUAAAAAAGCACAGCAACCUCUAGAUGUACAUGGUUAAUCUAUUCUCACUCUUCCAGAGCAGGGAUUUGAACCUGGUGCGGUAGCCACUUAGCUAUUGGGUGGGGUUAACAGCUGCCUCCUCCAGUCCUCUUGUGAACCUAGCCUGGAUUUUUUUAGUAUUAUUAUUAUUAUUAUUUUAUUUUAUUUUGGCUGAAACUAUUCAGUGAAUUCAACACCAGUUUGUGACUAGCCUUGUUCCUUCCAAAACUGCAUUUUUCGGCAAAUAAACUAUUCAAUGGAAAAAUGUC
This is a messenger RNA of Chelonia mydas (Green sea turtle), 5615 nucleotides long. Its product is annotated as C-type lectin domain family 2 member D. The coding region runs from base 1434 to 2066 and encodes 210 amino acids. The record is from RefSeq and is a predicted model, not a curated record. The transcript is spliced from 9 exons. NCBI's taxonomy places the organism in Eukaryota, Metazoa, Chordata, Testudines, Cheloniidae.